GAGGAAGGGGAAGUCUUAGUAAGUACUCCAUAAGUACUUUCAAUUUAUGACAGAAUGACAACGACGUGGACUGCCUCGAGUUCACCAGCACCGGCCUCCACUGCUGAGAGCAUGUUCUGGCUGUUCCCAUCUCUCCUGCUUGUCUUCUGCCUUGGCCCAGGGCAUGUAGUUUCACAAAACAGCUUAAUCCCAUCGACGGUGAAUGGAGUUCUGGGGGAGUCAGUAACUCUUAUCUUGAAGUUUCCUGAAGGAAAGAAGGUCAGUGCCAUCACCUGGCUUUGCAAUGGAACAUCUAUCGCCUUCAUAAAUCUAAAUGAAGCCAAAAGUCCAUUCAUCCAAGUGACUGAUCCAAAAUGGAGAAAGCGACUGAACCUCACCCAGUCCUACUCCUUGCAUCUCAGCAACCUGACGAUGGCAGACACAGGAUCUUACAGUGCCCAGAUGACCACAGAGGCCUUUGCAACACUUUCCAGCUACACUCUGAGGAUCUUCGAAAAACUGAGGAACAUAAACAUUACCAGCCACAGUGAACUAUCCGGGAAUAGGACCUGCGAGAUACACCUGACCUGCUCAGUGGAGAAUCCAGAUGACAAUGUCUCAUUCAGGUGGCAGGCCUCAGGAAACAUACUUCGAAAGGAACCGAACCUCACUAUCUCCUGGGACCCCCAAAAUUCCAGUGAACAAAAAUACACCUGCAUAGCUGAGAACCCCAUUGGCAAUUUAUCCUCCUCUGUCUCUGCCCAGAACUUCUGCAAAGGUUUUAAUAAAAAUCCACAUGCAGGUAUCAUACGGACUACGGUGAUUGUGGCUACUGUGCUAUUCAUAGUCUUCAUUGGGCUGUGUUUAUUCUUUGUUUGCAGGGGGAAAAAAGGUUCCCAUUAUUGGUCUCCACGGCAAGGCCAGGGUCCCGAGUCCACGAGGAACACAGAGAAUGUUUCCGUCUCUCCAGCCAGCAGCACUGUGUAUGCUUCAGUCACUCAUCCCAACAGGGAAACAGAAAUCCCAACACCUAUGAAAAACAAUGAUUCUGUCACAAUUUACUCUACAAUUAAUCAUUCCAAACAGAGUAAACCCACUUUUCCCAGGGAAACUGCCUUUGACAAGGUCAUAUAAGUUUCUGAAAGGUCUCAAAGGAACUCGAGAAUGAUACAUCUUCUCCUGAUCCCAUGGAGAGGACAAAGAGCAGGAAGCUUGAGUUUGUGCCUGGCAACAGAAUCUGAAUAUCUAGGAUUAUCACCUCCAGUCCUUCAGACUUGAACCUGCUUACCUAGGUCAUAUACCUAAGGAUAACAUCAUUUCCAGCAUGUGAUCCAAAUAUUUUCCAGUCCACUCUGGACCAAAACAUGCUUCAGAUAACACAACUGAGUACUGACUUUCUCUUUGGUAACUGAACAAAUGGAAUUAUGGUUGACAGAGAGAUUAUGGAUUUCGGAUUUUUGGAUUUGGUGUGCUCAACUUGUACAACAUUUACCAGACAUACCACCUGAGACAUAUUACCCAACCUCUUGGAGCUUUUGUCUCCUAAACUGAAAAAAACGGGAGGAUGGUAAUACAUCAGCUCCAUUGCUCAAGCCAAGAAUCUAAGUCAUACUUGACUCCAGCUUCUCUAUCACCAGGCCCUUUGGACUCUA
Microcebus murinus (gray mouse lemur) is the source of this 1631-nucleotide messenger RNA. It is a transcript of the gene SLAMF6, whose product is annotated as SLAM family member 6. NCBI's taxonomy places the organism in Eukaryota, Metazoa, Chordata, Mammalia, Primates, Cheirogaleidae. Gene Ontology annotation, cellular component: membrane; external side of plasma membrane. The record is from RefSeq and is a predicted model, not a curated record. Gene Ontology annotation, biological process: positive regulation of type II interferon production; T-helper 17 cell lineage commitment; T cell activation.